Messenger RNA from Penaeus vannamei (Pacific white shrimp), 2265 nucleotides. The record is from RefSeq and is a predicted model, not a curated record. Lineage: Eukaryota; Metazoa; Arthropoda; Malacostraca; Decapoda; Penaeidae.
CCGAACGAAGUGUUGGGCUUGUGAAGCUAGUAUCAACAAUAACGAAUUUUCGAGCAAUUUUCGUUAUUGAACCUUCUUUACUUGCCCUGUCCUCGUCCCCUAGCGACGGAGAAGGAGGAGGAUAAGUGGGGUGAUCGGAAGCAAGAAAAAGGGGAGAAAGAGCGUGAUAUCUGCGAGAAAGAGUGGAGUACAGAGGACGCGUGAAGCACUCGCGAGAGAGAAAUGCCCAGCAAGUGACACAGUCAACAGGCAAGAUGGACAAUAGCAUGUAUUACCAGUACAACCGAUUUGCUGACAAAGGCAAGUCGGAGCAUGAAGGCUAUGCAACAGCCCCUCCAAUUACAAAUACAGUACAGAAUUCAAGCCAGUUUGGCAAAUUUGGAGGGACCACAAUGCAGAGGCAAUCACAGUACCAAGGGUCAUACAAUUCAAUGGACACCAGUGAAUCCAGCCAGUCCAACAAGUUUGGAAAUACAUCCCAAAGACCACAGCAGUAUAGUGAGUCUGGUGAUGCAGGCAAACCAGAUGCAUCACAGACAGAGAGGUAUGGAAGUGGAUCACAGAAGCAAGGACAGUAUGAUACAUCGUACGAAAUGAUGGACAUGCAGAAUUCAAAUAGGUAUGGGAGUGGCUAUGGAAAUCCAUACAUGAUGGGGGGUUACUAUGAUGACUAUGGGCAUUCAGGUUAUUAUAGUGACUACGGGAUGUACAGUGGCUAUGGCUAUUCACAUUCAUCAGAAAGGUAUGGAGAGAUGGAUUACUAUGGUAGUUCAAAUAUGCAGGAAGGUUACGGUGGUUCCAGUCAGUCUGGGAACUAUGGAAAUGGGAGUCAGUCAAAUAAUAAAUUUGGCACCAAGGACCAGUCUGAGGACUAUGGAAGUUAUAUGACGAAUAGGUUUACAAAUAAAACCCAAAGUGAGAACUAUGGAACCCCGCCUCCCCCACCAGGCAACAGAUUUGGAAGUAAGGAUCAGCCAAAUAAUUAUGAGCCCCCUCCACCACCCCCACCAAGCCGGUUUGGGAAUAAAGAUCAGCCAAAUAACUAUGGGACUCCACCACCACCGCCAAACCGAUUUGGCAGCAAAGAUCUACCUAAUUUAUACGGAACUCCACCGCCCCCUCCAAGCAGAUUUGGGACCAAGGAACAGUCAAGCAAUUAUGGAACACAGCCACCUCCACCUGGUCGGUUUGGAAACAAGGACCAAGUGGAAAACUAUGGAACUCCUCCACCUCCUCCACCAAGUCGCUUUGGAGGCAAGGAUCCACCAAACAAGUACGACCAGCCACCCCCUCCUCCUCCAAGUCGCUUUGGCAGCAAGGAUCAACCAAAUAAUUACUCCAACCCUCCUCCUCCUCCAGGCAGAUUUGGAAACAAAGAUCAGGGAGACACCUUUGGAAAAUCAAGUGUUCCAAGCCGAUUUGGAAAUAAUGACAAUGACAGUGGUGGAUAUGGAACUCCACCUCUAGGCAACAGAUAUGGAGGCAAAGACAUGUCAAACAGGUUUGGAGGUAAUGACCAGGGAGAUGGCUACUCAAGCUCCUAUCAAAACAACCGGUUUGGGAAUUCAGAUUACUCGGACGGCUACAGCAAACCAAACCAAGGGAACAGGCCUGGUAAUUCCGGCCCUUCAAAUAAAUUUGGAAACACAGACCAGAUGAACAGGUUUAACAAUGAGGAUCCCCCAGAAAACUACGGGGGAAACCAAGGCUACUCUAACAGAUAUGGCGGUGGAAAUGAUCGUGAUGACUAUAGGAGCUCAGAUCAAAUGGACAGGUUUGGAAAGCCACCUCAGCAUAACAAAUCCAACAUGCCCAACUCAUCAAAUGCACCUAACACAUCACAGAGCUUACUGGGAACACCAAACAUGAACCAGCAAAAUAAUUUUGGAAACAAUACAAACAAGCAGAAGCAGCAGCAACCAGCAGCAGCCAAGCAGCAGCAGCAGCAGCAGCAGCAGCAGCAACAGCAGCAACAGAAGCAACAACAACAGCAACAGCAACAGCAGUCACAGCAGCAUCAGAACAAACCAACACAGAGUUACUCCCAAAUUCAGGAAAACAAAACUCAAUGGGAAACUCAGGGCAGAAAUUCAACCCUGCUCCAGGGCUCUUAGAUCUACCACGCAGCAACCAGAUGAAUAAAUUUGGAAUUGGGAACCAGAAGCAGCAGCAGCAGCAACAACAGCAACAGCAACAACAGCAGCAGCAGCAGCCAUUUGGCAUAAUGCCAAGUCUUUUAGGGUUUCCUGAUGCAGAAAUGUUUAA